AUGGCGAUCCGCCGUUCCGCGCGCCUCCGCCGUGCCCAGGAGACCCCGGAGGUUGAAGAAAUGACCCCUCAGCCAGUCACAACUUCCAGACUUCACUCUGUCGCCGAAGGCGAGGAGACUGACAGCUCCGAACUCCCACACAUCCAAACCCCCCCUUGCGAAAACUCCAUCUCAAAAAACUCCUCUGUGACUGCGCCUCGUCCGUCCCGAGAAGAAAUGCAUCCCAGCAAGGCGCAACAGAGCACAACCAAGCAGGCAGACUCAGGCCUGCUCCUCGGAUUCAAUCCCAUUAAGAAAGAUGCCAACGGCAAUUUAAUCAAGAGCAGCAUCAGUGACAAUACCCCGACCAAAUCCAAAGCAUCUCCUGCGACCGAUCAGUUUGGGACUCCUGGAUUCGAGUACAAGUUUCACUCCCAGGAGACGGAACUCAGCGACGAGGCCAAACAGCUGAUGGAAAGCGUCCGUGCUGAUGCUGCUCGAAUCAAGGCGCAGAUGGUCCAGGAAAACUCAGAGCAAAAACAUGAAGAUCGCGAAACUGAACAAAGUCAUGGAGACCGGAAGAUUGCCAUGCCAAAAGGAAAAGCCAACCGCUUCAGCGACAUCCACAUGGCCGAAUUCAGAAAAAUGGACUCUAUUGCUGGGCACGCUUCGUCUUUCCGUGCUACUCCCGGUCGCUUCCAGCCCGUUACCAAAUCCCUGAAGCGGUCCAAGUCCAAGGCGCAGCUUGACGAACCAGAGAGUCAGAACUCGUCCCCUUCUCGCUCUGCCACUAAGAUCUCAAACCUGUCCACUCCCACGGCCGCUACAGCGGCUAAGCGUGUCAAACACAACCAAAGCGAAGAUACAUCCACUCGUCAUGAAUCAAAGGAUCGACCACAGAAGGUCGAAACCCCUCGCCGACCUGCUGGUCCUCGCCCUCGCCCUCGCGCGAACGUUCGCAGUUCCCUCAUGACUCCCACACAUGCUUCGCUUGCCCGCACGACCUCUACCAGCAUCAAGGCUCCGAAAACCUCAAUGAUUCCAUCCUUGAAAUUAUCUCCGGCUGCCAAAACAAUCGCCUCACCUCGAACUCCUCGCACUGAUUUUAAUCCACGCCUCAAGGGCAAAUUACCCACCAUUGGGAGCCUUAGAUCUAUUCUUCGUCGGCGUCAACCACUCUUCUCCCGUGACCCUGCCAAAAUUGCGUCUGGUACCCACGUUGCGGCGCCCGAUUUCAAUCCCAAGUCGCUCUUUGAAGGAGCCGGUGACGUGAGCGACUCCGCUCCAACCCCUUCGCCAAAGAAGCACGUUGAGUUCACUCCGAGUGUCAAGUCUCGUCAUGAACUUGCUGUCGCCUCACCCUCUCCUUCCAAGGCCUCUUCCGCUCAGCCUCGUUCCAUGGCCGGAGAUGUGGUCUAUCCCACUCUCCCGACUCUCACCCCAGAGAAGAACUCGGCUGUCUUGACGUCCACUACUCCUACUUCCGAAUUUAAGUCCAUUCGUCAUGUUCGCAAGUCGGAUGCCGGUGGAGAGCCCGCUCCAUAUGAGGAGCUUCCCGUGGUGACUCAUGGUAUUGCUCAUGGCAUUGUCAAUAAAAAGAGGCACCGCAGUGAAGUUAAUGACGACGAUGCUCCCAGCACUGCAAAUUCUGAGAAUGUGCCACCUACCAAUGUUCAGUCUGAUGAGCGCAGCACCAAGAGGUUCAAGUCCAACCCGCCUACCCCAAGCCCGGUGAAGAAACGUCUUACCAAGACUCCUGUGCGUCCUUCUGGCCAAAUUGGCACUCCCGCUAGCAAGCAAAGGAGUCGCGGUGUUCUGAGCAUGAGCCGCCUCAACAUGCUUUCGAAGCCGAAGAGACAGGCCUAA
Molecule: messenger RNA, 1845 nt
Organism: Penicillium mononematosum
Lineage: Eukaryota; Fungi; Ascomycota; Eurotiomycetes; Eurotiales; Aspergillaceae
Exons: 3
Coding region: 1-1845 (614 amino acids)
Source: RefSeq, a predicted model, not a curated record